Messenger RNA from Cuscuta epithymum, 1527 nucleotides. Lineage: Eukaryota; Viridiplantae; Streptophyta; Magnoliopsida; Solanales; Convolvulaceae. The record is from the annotation of a GenBank genome assembly.
GGAUGUAAUCCAUAAAUUUUCUUUGGAUGAGAUAAGGCCAUAAAUGUAGGUUUCCUGGUCCAACACUAUACAUCGCGACACAUCAUCCUCAAAUAAAAUCUUGUGCAGUCAAGAACUCCAAAUGAUCCUUCAAUUCUAAUUCUAUCACGGAGGAAAAGCAGUUCCUUUUCCGCUUGUUUAUUAUUCCCCUCUGUAUUCCUAUCACUAUUGUUUUCCUUUGCUGCUCGCAGCAGAUUUUGUUGAGCUCCCGAGUGGACAUAAAUGGCGCUAAUUGCCACUAAUUUCUUGUUAAUAGCAUAAACCAGUCAGUUGGUACUCACCCCGCUAACCUGCUUCGCCGCUACCGACGGCGAAGUUUCCAUCUUUUUUUUUUUAUCGUUGGAUUUAACAAGAAGCUCACAGCUUUUUCUGGAAGAAAUGAUGUGGGAUGAUUGGGAUGACGAUGUACGACUUGGAGAAGAAAACGGCCACGAUGCUCGGCACCAGGAAGGAUCACGCCGGCGAGACGAUGAAGAGGAACACGACGAUUCCUCUCACAUUAACUUUGAUUUAUCAUCUCUCAUUUCUAAUCCGAAGGAUUAUUAUCAGAUACUGGAAGUGGACUAUGAUGCUACGGAGGAGGCUAUUCGGUCCAACUUUAUCCGUCUAGCUCUGAAAUGGCAUCCGGAUAAGGUAAAAGAUGAGGAUAAUGCCACCUCAAAAUUUCAAGCGAUAAACGAAGCUUAUCAAGUUUUGAUCGAUCCAGAAAAACGCCAGGAAUAUGAUAAAAAGGGGAUGCUCUGUGCCUAUGACCACAACAUAAUGGAUUAUCUAAACCGUAACAAGGGACUUAUUUUGACGUGCAACGGUCUUGGCAUGAAGAACUCGAUAUUGUAAAAAACCAACAAAAGAUUCAUGGGAGAUGCUUGCCAGCAGCAAUGAAUCCUCCUUUUUUAGGGAGUACAUCUCUACCACCAUAGCCGUUUUCUUUUUGUAUGUAGUAUCGUAUGUGACUAUGUUAAUCUACUAAUACCCCCACCCGACCCACUAUAUGAUCGGUGUAUAUGCGAGGCUUGUCUGCAUAAGUUCUUUCACUUCUGGUAGAACAAAUGUCUUGAAGCCCGAUACCCUCCUCCCGCUGUUGUUUUCAUCUGCCUAUGCUGCUGCAUGGAAAAGGAAAUGCAAGAAACAGUAAGCAUGCCACAGGGUAGUGUAAUCCUUUUCUGGAUUAUUUUUUGAAUGCGUUUCCUAGAGGUUUAUGAAAUAAUGCCUCCCAAGAGUUUAUGUGCAUUACUUUCCUCCAUAAAUAAACAGCAAGUCCUAAGUUACAAGCUAUGUACCAUGAGGAUACUACUCCGAGAAUCACGUGCACGUAAACUAUUGAUUUAUUAUGUGAAGAUUUUAGGCACAGCCACACAAGUGUCAUGUUGGUAUAGUAGAAUGAUGUACUGAUGUGUGCUUGUAUUUGGGAUGUUGGUUCAAUUCUCGCUGGAAUAAUUCCUUUAUAAAUAAAAUCGUGCUGGCUUGUUGCACCAUAGUUUCAUGCUG